AUGAACAUGAAGAAUAUUUCUGCACCAAAUAUUUCAUUCACAGACUUCAUAUUAAAUGGUUUUUACAGCCUAGGGGAAUGGAGGCCCUUUUUAUUUAUUCCUUUCUUGCUGAUGUUUUUAUUGUCUAUCACAGCAAAUACUAUUCUCAUAUAUUUAAUUAUAUCUCAAAAGUCUCUGCAUUCUCCUAUGUAUGUACUAAUAGGUUUAAUGGCUGUUGUAGACUUGAUCUUGCCUAUAUUUUUUGUACCCAACAUGCUUCUUAUCUUUUUAUUUAACUGGAGUGGGAUAUCUCUAGUUGGUUGUUUAAUACAAAUGUUUUGCAUUCAUUAUGUUGGAGCAUUUCAGUCCACUUUGCUUUUGUGGAUGGCACUGGACCGUUACUUUGCAAUAUGCAAACCUCUUUAUUAUCAUAAAUACAUGGAAAUCCCUAACUUUCUAAAGUUUGUUGUUGUCCCAUUAAUCAGAAAUGGACUCCUGAACAUCACCAUGGUCUCUCUGGCUGGAAAACUGUCAUUUUGUUUAACAAAUGUGAUCGAUCACUGUUUUUGUGAGCACAUGGCAUUGGUUCAGUUAGCAUGUGGUGAUAUAUCUAUUAAUAACUUGGUUGGACUUUUGACUGCUUUCCUUAUACCAACUGCAGAUUUUAUUCUCAUUACUGCUUCCUACAUUGUGAUUUUUACCUCUGUGUUUAAAUCUGGUAAGGCCCAAAUGAAGGCCAUAAACACCUGCAUUACUCACAUCAUUGUAAUGACAAGUAGUUUGAUUUUUGCCCUGAUUGCAUUUAUGUCAUACAGAAUAAGAAAUAAUUUUUCUACCAAUAGUCGUGUAUUUGUGAGCACAAUGUACUUACUUUUUCCAAGUUGUUUAAACCCAAUUGUUUAUGGAGUGAGAACAAAAGAAAUAAGAGAAAGGUUUCUUCAGUUUAUUAGAAAAGUAUAAUCUGUAUAUAUCUGUAUAUAUGAAAAAUAUGUCUCUGUCCAUUGUUAAGAAAUCUAAAAAAAAAAAAAAAAAAAAGGUCAAUAACAUAAUGUGCUGAUACUGUAACAUUUUAAUAAGGAUGUGUUGUUUUGUUAAAGCUAUAGUUUAAACAGCUAUGUAGGCCCUAUCUGAAAAUAUGAGACUGAAAAUAUGUAGCUAAUAAUGGACAUACUGUAAACACUGAUGGUAAUUUAGAAGAAUGAGAUCCUUGUGCACAAUUUUUGUAUACAGAAAUGGAGGAGUUAAUAAAGCAAAAGAAAGAAAGAAAGAAAGAAAAAAGAAAUACACAGCAUUCUCCAAUUCUCCAAUUCCUCCAAGAAGCUACAAUUUUACAAUUUUUACAAUUGUAGCCAAGAAGCUACAUUUUUUCUCAUGCCUGCUCAAAAAAAUCUACAAAAUAGAACCUUUUACUCCAUUUAUACUAGUCUCCUUGUAAGAGAAAUACAACCAAUUGCUCUUUUUGUGCUUUUCUAUUUGUGCUUACUGAUAUAUAUACACACCUCUAAGAAACCAAUUUCUAUGGA
Molecule: messenger RNA, 1502 nt
Organism: Ctenopharyngodon idella (grass carp)
Lineage: Eukaryota; Metazoa; Chordata; Actinopteri; Cypriniformes; Xenocyprididae
Product: olfactory receptor 52K2-like
Exons: 1
Coding region: 1-939 (312 amino acids)
Biological process (GO): G protein-coupled receptor signaling pathway
Cellular component (GO): membrane
Molecular function (GO): olfactory receptor activity; G protein-coupled receptor activity
Source: RefSeq, a predicted model, not a curated record